CCGCUCAGCCCGCGCCUCCGCCUCCACCGCCUCCUCUUGCUCUCCUUCUGCGGGCGAAGCCGAGGGAGCCGAGACUUGGUCGCGAUCCUAGUCGCCUUCCCCCCCCCCUUCCCCACCUCCCUCGUUCCCUCUCCCGGCCGGCCAUGGAUCGCUGCAAAGCGUCGAUGGGGAGAAAGAAGAGGAAAACUCUCGGCUGCUUCCUGCCGGGCUGCUGGAGUUCCUCUGGGCAUUCGUAGGAUCGCUCGGGGGAGAGGGGAUUGCGCGCUCGGGGCAGAGGCUGAGUGACGGCCGGAGAGAGCCGGAGAUGUCUCCGGCGGGGUUGACCUUGUCAAUUUCACGCCUCGCCUUCCGCCUGGACCACAGCGAGCUGGUCAAUUUCAGAGGCGGCCAAGGCGCCUCGGUUGGGGGGGCUUCUGUCGCCCGUCCUCUCCUCUCUCUGUGUGUGUUCCCUCCCGCCUCCACCACAAAUAAUCUCCGCUCUUCCUCCUGGCUGCGCGGAUGCCUGCUCCUCCUGCUGCUGCUGCUGACGGGCGACUUCUUCGGGGGAUUAUAGCCAAGCAACGGCGAGCCCUCCCCGCCGCAUCUGGACAGAUCAAUUAGGGGCGGGGGGGGGAGAGAGAGAGAAACCCUCUCGCUCCUCUUGUACCUUUCCUGCAACUGCCCUGGUUUGCUUCCGGCUUUAAAGAAGUUUCGUGAUGACUGUUGUUGAAGCGAUCAUCAUCAGUACCUCUUGAAGAAAAGAUUUUUGAAUCCUCCUAUAGGAUAGUUUGGGGGAUUUCCAAGGCCACCAACCUUUCUUCUUUCUCCUGGAAGGAAGCAUCCAUCUCUUGAAGAACACAGCUUUUGAAUUCAGACCUCCUUUUUCUCUUCUGGCCGGGACCUCUGGAAUUACAAGGUGCUCAGGGAAAGCGUAAAGGAGAAGAACCUCCUCUGAAGAGUGUAGUGGAUGCUGAUGGAGCCAGCCAUGGAGGGCCAGCCGGGCUAGUUCAUGUGCCCCUUUCUGGGAGAAAAAUGGAUGGGUGCCACCAAGCUACCUACCAUUGGGAAGAUGCGCACUUUUGGACUGAAAGGUUUCUGCCUGCUUGCCCUCCUCCUUCUGGACUCCACCAUGCCAAGCCGCAGGUACCCCCGAUCAUGUGGGUUUGAUGGUGUUUAACUUCAACGACACCAUUGACACACAUGAACAUAAAAAAAAUCCCCCUUUAGUCCUCAUCCCCUUUUAAUAUGUGGGGGAGGAUGGAAAGGCAGUUUAGCAAGCCAACCACUCAUGGGAACGGACAUUGAGUGCCAAAGGAGGCAUGGAGGGGGGGACACAUCUUUUUUCCUGCAAUAACUGACUGAGCCUUGAUUCCCACCCCCCAGCCAACAAGUUGGUGGGUGUGGGUGGGACACAUCUGCCAUUCAAUGUGACACCCUCUCCCCACCUGCCCCGACUACGCCAUGGAGCUGUCCGAGGUGCGCUGCUUGAGCGACAGUGAUGAGUUGUACACCAUCAACCAGACGCCCCCGAGCGGCGGUGUGCGUUCCCAGCGCCUGCUGUGGCAGACCGCCGUGCGCCACAUCACGGAGCAGCGGUUCAUCCAAGAGCACAGCAGCGGCAAAGCGCUGGGUUCGGACGAGCCCUGCUGCCCGAACCACUCCCAUCGUCCCCGGAGCCAUUCGGCCGGCAAGAGCCUGGGGGGCCACAACAAUGGGGGGACCAAAGUCUUCCCAGAGCGCACCAGCAGCAGUGGGGAUCUGGGCUUCCUGCACGUGGACUGCGCUCCCAGCAACUCGGACUUCUUCCUCAGUUGGGGCUACACCUACCGGGGUGUGAUCUUCCCCACGCUUCACAAUUCGUUCAAGUCCCGGGACUUGGAGCGUCUCUAUCAACGCUACUUCCUGGGCCAGAGGCGCAAAUCUGAGGUGGUGGUCAACAUUCUGGACAUACUCACCAAGCUGACCCUCCUGUUGCUCCACCUCUCUUUGGCCUCGGCCCCCAUGGGCUCCCUGAAGGGCAUCCUGCUGGGCUUCUUCACGGGCAUCGAGGUGGUCAUCUGUGCCUUAGUGGUGGUCCGGAAGGACACGACCUCUUACACCUACCUGCAGUACAGUGGGGUGGUCACAUGGGUGGCCAUGGCUACCCAGAUCUUGGCUGCUGGCCUGGGUUGCGGGCUACUUGGAGACAGUGUUGGCUACGUGCUCUUCACCCUCUUUGCCACCUACAGCAUGCUCCCUCUGCCCCUCACUUGGGCCAUCCUGGCGGGCUUAGUCACCUCCCUCUUGCAACUGGUCAUGGAGAUGGUCAUCCCCAGGCAUGCUGUGACCUCCAUCAAUCAGACAGCUGCUCAAGCAGUUUUAUUUAUGUGCAUGAAUACUGCUGGGAUCUUCAUCAGCUACCUUUCCGAUAGAGCCCAACGCCAGGCCUUCCUUGAGACUCGAAGAUGUGUUGAAGCUAGGUUGAGGCUGGAAACAGAAAACCAGAGGCAGGAGAGGCUGGUUCUGUCCGUGUUACCCCGGUUUGUAGUGCUUGAAAUGAUUAACGACAUGACCAACGUGGAGGAUGAGCACCUGCAGCAUCAAUUUCACAAGAUCUAUAUUCACCGCUACGAAAAUGUCAGCAUUCUGUUUGCAGAUGUGAAAGGAUUCACGAAUCUCUCCACAACCCUCUCAGCCCAGGAACUGGUCCGGAUGCUGAAUGAGCUCUUUGCCAGAUUCGAUCGCUUAGCCCAUGAACAUCAUUGCCUUAGAAUUAAGAUCCUGGGAGACUGCUACUAUUGUGUAUCUGGGCUCCCGGAACCGCGCCAGGACCACGCUCAUUGUUGCGUUGAAAUGGGACUCAGCAUGAUCAAAACCAUCAGGUAUGUGAGGUCAAGGACAAAGCAUGAUGUCGACAUGAGGAUUGGAAUACACUCGGGAUCUGUGCUGUGUGGCGUGCUGGGUCUACGGAAGUGGCAGUUUGAUGUUUGGUCGUGGGACGUGGAUAUUGCAAACAAACUCGAGUCAGGCGGAAUCCCUGGGAGAAUCCACAUAUCCAAAGCUACUCUCGAUUGUCUAAAUGGGGAUUACAAUGUUGAAGAAGGACACGGCAAAGAACGUAACGAAUUCUUGAGAAAACACAACAUUGAGACUUACUUGAUCAAGCAGCCUGAGGAAAGCUUGUUGACUCUGCCUGAAGACAUUGUCAAAGAGGCAAUCACAUCUUCAGACAGGAGAAACAGUGCGGCAACAUUCACCGAAGGCUCCUGGAGCCCCGAGCUUCCUUUUGAUAACAUUGUGGGAAAGCAGCAUACUCUGGCUGCCCUAACAAGAAAUUCAAUAAAUCUGCUUCCAAACCAUCUUGCACAAGCUUUGCAUGUCCAGUCUGGGCCUGAGGAAAUUAACAAGCGAAUAGAACACACCAUCGACUUGCGGAGUGGCGAUAAAUUGCGAAGAGAGCAUAUCAAGCCGUUCUCCCUGAUGUUUAAAGACUCUAGCCUGGAACAUAAGUAUUCCCAAAUGAGGGAUGAAGUAUUCAAGUCGAAUUUGGUGUGUGCGUUCAUGGUCCUUCUGUUUAUCACCGCAGUCCAAAGUUUGCUUCCUUCUUCAAGGUGGCUGUGGUGUGACUUCGACCAACCAGUAGCCUUUAAGAAUCAGACUUUCAACUCUUCAGCAUAUUUUCCAGACAUUUGCUCCUACCCAGAGUAUUUUGUCUUUACUGGUAUCCUGGCCAUGGUGACGUGCGCUGUGUUUCUCCGCCUCAACUCUGUCCUCAAGUUGGCAGUGCUUCUCAUCAUGAUUGCCAUCUAUUGCUUCCUGACUGAGACCAUUUAUGCUUCCCUCUUUCAACGAUACGAUGAUAUCCACCAUAAUGGAGACACAAACUUCCUAGGGACUAAAGAAGCAUCUUUGCUCCUUAUGGCCGUGUUUUUGCUAGCUGUGUUUUAUCAUGGCCAACAGCUUGAGUACACAGCGAGGCUUGACUUCCUGUGGCGUGGCCAGGCCAAAGAAGAAAUCAACGAAAUGAAGGAGUUGAGGGAACACAAUGAAAAUAUGCUGCGCAACAUCUUACCAAGUCAUGUGGCCCGUCACUUCUUGGAAAAGGACCGAGAUAAUGAAGAACUCUACUCUCAGUCCUACGACGCCGUUGGUGUCAUGUUUGCUUCCAUCCCUGGCUUUGCCGACUUCUAUUCCCAGACUGAAAUGAAUAAUCAAGGGGUUGAGUGCCUGCGCCUGCUGAAUGAAAUCAUUGCUGACUUCGACGAGUUGCUAGGUGAAGAAAGAUUUCAAGAUAUUGAAAAAAUUAAAACUAUUGGCAGCACAUACAUGGCAGUAUCAGGAUUAUCUCCUGAAAAACAGAAAACAGAUCAAACCAGACCCUGCCAUGGGCGGUCCACAAAGCAAGCUAAAUGGCUUUCUGAUCACAUGCUUCUAACUGACAAGUUCACUCGUCAAGAACACUCUUCUUUCUUUUCCUCUCUAGGUAUCAGCCAUGGCUCUGUGGUGGCAGGCGUUAUUGGUGCUAAGAAGCCCCAGUACGAUAUCUGGGGCAAAACGGUGAACUUAGCCAGCCGAAUGGACAGCACCGGCAUCAGUGGCAGAAUGCAAGUGCCUGAGGAAACAUAUCUCAUCCUGAAGGACAAAGGAUUCGCCUUCGACUACCGGGGAGAGAUUUACGUCAAGGGCAUCAGCGAGCAAGAAGGAAAAAUCAAAACGUAUUUUCUUCUGGGAAGAGUACAGCCGAACCCUUUAAUCUUGCAACCCAGAAAACUGACCGGGCAGUAUUCCUUAGCUGCCGUGGUAUUAGGGCUUGUACAGUCUCUUAACAGGCAAAAACAAAAGCAAAUCCUGAAUGAGAACAAUAAUUCUGGGAUCAUUAAGGGACACUACAAUCGGCGGACUUUGCUAACGUCCGGAGGAUCGGAGUCGGCAGCCCAAGUGGAAGGCGCCGACAAAACUGAAUUGCCAUAAGCCUGCAUCUUUCUCU
Messenger RNA from Pogona vitticeps (central bearded dragon), 4945 nucleotides. Lineage: Eukaryota; Metazoa; Chordata; Lepidosauria; Squamata; Agamidae. The record is from RefSeq and is a predicted model, not a curated record.